AACGCUAGGAGCCGCCGUUGCUUUGCAGAAGAAGCUGGCGGCGGGGCCGGACCACACGGACGUGACGCUGAGCCCGGAGGAGCGCGUGCGGGCCCUGAGCAAGCUGGGCUGCAACGUCACCAUCAACGAGGACAUCACGCCGCGGCGCUACUUCCGCUCCGGGGUGGAGAUGGAGCGCAUGGCGGCCGUGUACCUGGAGGAGGGAAAUCUGGAGAACGCCUUCGUGCUCUACAACAAGUUCAUAACCCUGUUUGUGGAGAAGCUGCCUGGCCACCGCGACUACCAGCAGUGCGCCAUCCCGGAGAAGCAGGACAUCAUGAAGAAACUGAAGGAGAUUGCCUUCCCGCGGACAGACGAACUGAAAAAGGAUCUUUUAAAGAAAUAUAACGUAGAAUACCAAGAAUGCUUGCGAAGCCAAGUAAGUGGGACAGCCGCCUCGGCCUCUUGUUCCUGGUCUUUUACUGCGCCGAGGGGCUCUUUCUGUUUCAUUUCUGCGGCGUGCGUGUCUUCAAUUCCUGGGCUUCAGGAUGAAGAAUGAACUUGGGGACGAAGUCACGUGUCCAUGAAAAAUUCAGGCCCCUCCUCUGGAGGCCAAGCGCCCCCCCAGGCUCU
Gracilinanus agilis (Agile Gracile Mouse Opossum) is the source of this 612-nucleotide messenger RNA. Its product is annotated as AMSH-like protease. Lineage: Eukaryota; Metazoa; Chordata; Mammalia; Didelphimorphia; Didelphidae. The record is from RefSeq and is a predicted model, not a curated record. The annotation marks the transcript as partial. Gene Ontology annotation, molecular function: K63-linked deubiquitinase activity. The transcript has 3 exons. Gene Ontology annotation, biological process: protein K63-linked deubiquitination. Gene Ontology annotation, cellular component: membrane; endosome.